GCCAGUCCGCUGCCGCCUCCCCCGCGCCAGCCGCGUCCCCGCGCCGGAGCCAGCAACGGCCCAGCAACGAGCGCCCAGCCCGGCCCGGCCCCGCCAGCCGCCCCCCAUGGAGGAGCAGCCCCACCACCAUCAUCACCACCACCACUAUUACUACGGCCAUCACCAUCACCACCCGCAGAGCGCCUACCUGUCGCCGUCCGACGGUCGAGCCCAGCCCAAGCCGCCGCUUCGACACGAGCACAAGCACGGCGGCCCGCCGCACCAGGAGACGCCGAAGCGGAGAACAGGCUACAGCGAGCUAAAUGGUAAUGCAGGAGAAAGAGAAGUGUCAUUAAAAGGCCUGUGCUCUGAUGAAACCACAACCCCAGGAUCCAGGGUACCCAAUGGCAGCCAGCAACUCGUAGACACUAGCGCGACCCCAAAGCAGACUGUGAAGGGCAGUGCUUUGGGGAAGGCUGGAAUCAAACCCAAGAACUUCAUUCAGAAAAAUAGCAUGGACAAAAAGAAUGAGAAGUCCUAUGAAAAUAAACUUGGGGAAAACCAGUCCUCAGAGAAGCCAGAGGCUGUGUCCAUUCCCAACGGGGUGGUAACCAGUAAUUCUGGCUAUAUCACGAAUGGCUACGUGGGCAAAGGGGCCGACAACGAUGGCAGCGGCUCCGAGAGUGGAUAUACCACACCUAAGAAACGGAAAGGCAGGCGCAACAGCGCCAAGGGUUGUGAGAACUUGAAUCUAGUGCAGGACAAAAUAAUGCAACAAGAGGUCGGAGCACCAACCUUAAAACAGGAACUUGAGAGUUUCAAGCCUGAUUAUAGUGAACAAAAGGGGAACCGAAUUGAAAAUACUAAGCCCAUUUGGAAAUACGAGGCUGGGGCAGGUGGAGCAGGCCGAGGAAAGCCUGGGCUUGGAGAUGUACAGCGAAAAAAUUCUGAUGCCAAACCUGGGGUUAGCAGCAAGAAGUUUGAUGACCGGCCCAAGGGGAAGCACGCAUCAUCGGCUACGUCUAAGGAGGACUCGUGGACCUUGUUUAAACCGCCCCCGGUUUUUCCAGUGGACAAUAGCAGCGCUAAAAUUGUUCCUAAAAUAAGUUAUGCAAGUAAAGUUAAAGAAAACCUCAACAAAGCAGCUCAGACCCCAUCCAUGUCGUCGUCGUCAUCGUCUUCGUCAUCUGCCGGGGAAACUCAGGCCCAGACUUCAAGUCGACUGUCCCAGGUGCCCAUGUCUGCGAUGAAAUCUGUGACUUCUGCUAGCUUCUCGAAUGGGCCCAUUCUGGCAGGGACUGAUGGAAGUGUCUAUUCUCCAGGGACCCAGCCACUGCUCUCAUCUGCUGCUAGUACUGUACCAUCAACCUCCUCUGAAUCAGUACCCCAGGACAUAAGUACAACUUCAACAGCUCUGGAACAAAAGAAAUCUAGCCUUUUUAUCUACCCUUCAAAUAUGCAAACUGUGCUUCUGGGUUCAGCGCAAGUCGAUUUCCCAUCCCAGACAAAUCAGCAGAACCUGGGAGAUAUCUUCCAGAAUCAGUGGGGCUUGUCUUUCAUAAACGAGCCCAGCGCUGGACCCGAAACUGCUGUGGGGAAAUCUGCGGAUAAUCAGUUAAUGGAAGUGACAUUUCAAGGGGAAUAUCCUGCCACUUUGGUUUCACAGUGUCCUGAAAUCAUUCCCUCAGGAACUGAACAACCUGUGUUUCCUAAGGCUUAUGAGCUGGAUAAACGGACUAGCCCUCAAAUUCUUAGUGCUAUUCUUAAGCCUGGGACUGCUGUGGAGGGUGGUGUCUUAGCUUUGGAGUCGCAUCACACAGGUGACCUACAAAAGGCAGACACCGGUAGCCAAGGUGCUUUAGUGUUUCUUUCAAAAGACUAUGAAGUAGAGAAUCCUCUGGCCUCUCCUACGAACAAUUUGCUAGCCUCCGCCAAAGAACAGAGGUACCAGAGAGGCCUAGAAAGGAAAGAUAGCUGGGGUUCUUUUGACCUGAGGGCUGCUGUUCUAUAUCACACUAAAGAAAUGGAAUCUGUUUGGAAUUUGCAGAAGCAAGAUCCCAAAAGGAUAAUCACUUACAAUGAAGCCAUGGAUCGCCCGGAUCAAUGAAGGUAGCAAGACAAGACUGCCUGUUCUAACCUUUCUGCAGCAUUUGUGCUGUUCGUGGGGGACAAAAGGCUUUUAUGCUCCUUCUCAAUCUUCAGUGCAGCAGAGGAACCAUAAUUAGAAUCACAGGAUAAUAUAUACAAAUAUAUAUAUAGUUAUUUAAAAAUGGCAACUGAAAGUAAUUAGACUUCUUAAGGAAUCUGAAAAUUUAUUUCAACAAGACUACACAUGUGAUUAUUUAAUCUCCGGUACUGAAUAGAUAAUUUUUUCCUUUUUGCUUUCUUUUUUUCCUUUUUUUUUUUUCCUUUUUUUCCCCUUUUUUUUGGGUUAUUUUUGUUUAAAGAGUGAAUGCAAGUGAUUAACGAACACAGACUCGAUUUACAAGCCCGGUUCUAAAGUUCCUGCUGUCGUCUGCACAGGCAACAGCAACCCACUGGAGGGGCAUUUCCACUUGACAAGGUUUCUGUUUCUUGUUCUGUGACUGUAGUGACACACACUAAUCACAGGGAAAUCAGGAUGCUUCACCAUCCUUCAUCUCCCCUUUUCCUUAAACCUCCCCUGUUUGUAAUUUUUAUUUUGUUUGUUUCUUUUCGUUUUCCAUCGAAUGCUGGAGAAACACCUUGAAGUUUGCAGAGUUUCUUUAUUUUUGUUGUUCCAGAGAAUUCUAAUCUGCAUGUUUUUGCCAGGAGUAAAGCAGCAAUCCUAUGCUGGGAAAAUCUGUCUUAAAGCAUCGUUCUUCUGGGGGGGCAAAGAUGGUAAUACUGCAGUUCUAGGAUGCAUGGUGAAGUCACACAGUUGACCUGGCUCCGGUUACAUGUUGGACUAUUGCAACUGAAGAGUUAACUUCAUUUUUAAAAGACAACAUGCAAAUAUAAGCAAUCUGUUUAGGCAUUUAACAUGAAAGAGAUAAAAAAAAUCCCACUGUUCCCACAGUUUAAUGCUGUUAUACUACUGGGAGCAAAAAAAAAAGUUAUCUUCUGCUUUCAACUGUAGGUGCUUCAUAUCUGCUCUUGUCUGUCUAACACUAAAUGUGCUGGAUUUUUUUCCCAUUUUCAUUGGAAAAACUGAAGAGGAAUUGAGUUCUGCUAACUUUCACCCUUCUUGAAGUAUCUUCUUCUCUUUAAAAAAAAAAAAAAAGAAAAAAAAUGAAAAAAAAGGAAGAAAAUGAAAAAAAAAAAAGAAAAAAUCAGGGAAAAAAAAAAGAAAAAAAAAAGAAAAAAAUGGAGAAAGGAAAAAAAAAAAAAAGAAAAAAGAAAAAUGGGAAUUUGAAUCCUUUUCAAUUUGUCCAGAGAAUGCCAGUGGUGGGCUCCCUGCACCUGCCCAUUAGAAAUGCUUUUUUUUCUUUACAUUUUAAUGCAGUCUGUGUGUUUCUGGGCUCUGCUUCUAAUUAUCUCUUAAUUAAAAAAAUAUAUUUUAUUACCAAAAAAUGGAGGACUUAGAAAUGAUAAUUAAAAAAAAAAAAAUUAAAAAAGAAAAAAUAAAUUAAAAGAAAAAAAAAAAACACAACAUAAAAAAAAACCUCUAAAGGAAAAGAAAGUUUCCUGGCAGUGGUAGAGAGGGCUGGGCAAGCCCCACUGUGUAACCACCUCUGUCCUGUCACAGCUCAUGUAAAGCAUCCAAGUCAUCUUGGGGUUGGGUAGUUCUGGGCUGUGUUUUGGUUUGGUUUUUUUUUUUAUGGUGGAAAGUUCACAGGGUCCAGUGCAAGAGCAAGAAAUGAAUGAAGUAAAAAUGAGAUUUUCUGUCCCACCCAGUGCUCAUCGUGGGUGUUUAUAGCCAAAUACAGCCUCACGGAUGUCUGAGGGUCAGCAGCAAUUGGUGUCUCCUAAAGUCAGGUUGGGCCCUGUGGGGCAUUACAGGAAUCAAAGCCCAAAAUUUUUGCCUAUCCCUUGUGCUUAGAUUUAUCCUCUUUUUUUUUUUCUUUCUUCUUUUCUUAGGAGGAUGUAGCACAAUAUUUUUGUUGUUUUGCUUGUUUGGGCUUUUUUUCAGUUUUUAUUCUUAGUAAAAUUGUUCCUAAAUCUUAGGUUCACAGUGGGGCAAUGAAACUUGAUUCUGUACCUUUUGUAAGAUUGUUAGCUUUCUGCCAUGCUUAGUUUUGGAAGUCUGCCUAUGGAUUCCCUGCUCCAUGUAAUGUAUCAAAUGCUAUAUAGUAUAAUACUGUAGUGUGAUACUAUAUAGUGACCAUGUGUUGUAUCAGUCCAGGUUCAGAGAUGUGUGGUUGGCCAGUCACGGAUAAUUCUCUUUCACCUCUAAACUGUACCACCUCUGCAGGUGUGUGUAACCUUCAGAUGUAUAACAUGUUUACAGAUGUGCCCCACUUCUAGUUCCUCCCCCUCUUCCUAUUUCUGAUUCUGUUGAGUCUCCCAACUCUGCUUGCCAAAAGUUGGAAUUGCCUCCAGCGCUGCCGUGGAAUUGCUGGGGCAUUCCUGAGCUUUAAAGUGUUGAACAAACUGGAUGGUGAUGGGAAAACUGAGGUGGAAGAAUUGUUCUUUCCUUUUUUUUUUUUUAAUUGUAUUGAUAUUUUCACAAAGUUGAAGGCUAAUAGCAAAGUUUCCAGUUUGUUUUACCGACUUUAAGGUUCUGCUGUGUAUUUAUUUGCCUUGUGUAGUCACUCGUCGCCUUAAGGGCUGGGUUCCAUUUUAAACAAAAGAACAACAGAAAAAAAACACCAAAAAAAGAAAAAAGAUAAAUAUUUAGAAAAAAAUACAAAAACAAGCCCUGUUUUGCUUCCCUGGGGUCUGUGCUGUCCUGGUCCCCCUGCCCCUGGAUCAGCUCUGGAGGCUGGUGCGAUGCAGAGGCAGAACAGCAAUACCCUGUGCUGAGUCUGACCCUGCGCCUUCAGAAGGAUCCUGGUCUUGCUGAGUAUUUGAGGACACUCAACUUUGGCCUGGUCCAAUUUGUCUUUUAAAUGGCAAAAGAAGUGCUGAAGGAAAGACGGUUCAAAUGAUGGCUUGUCUUUUCCCUCUGCUGUUUGUCCCUACUGCUUUGCCCCCACUGCAUGUAGCCCCUUGCCAGUGGGACCCAUCCACAAACACCCUCUGCAGCUUCUCAGCUGUAUUUCUAACCGUUAUCUCCAGAUGUCUGUCUGUCUUCAUGAGCUCCACAGUGUAUGCUCAGUGCUAAAGAGUUAGGGAAUCUUCUCUCUGAGCACCUGUAGCUCUGGCUCUCCAGUGCAGGUGAUAUUUCUGGGGUAGACUAUUGCCUAGAGUCAGGCAGGACCGUGGAAGAAGCUUUCUUGUGCUGUCGUAUAACUCACCCUGUUGCUGUCUGCAGUCCUCUCAAAGUCCUCACACAAUUCUUUACUGAGCACUUAUUAAAAAUAUCUUAAGAUUUAA
This is a messenger RNA of Pogoniulus pusillus (Red-fronted tinkerbird), 5415 nucleotides long. It is a transcript of the gene NUFIP2, whose product is annotated as nuclear FMR1 interacting protein 2. Bases 107 to 2086 code for a protein of 659 amino acids. NCBI's taxonomy places the organism in Eukaryota, Metazoa, Chordata, Aves, Piciformes, Lybiidae. The record is from RefSeq and is a predicted model, not a curated record. The transcript is spliced from 4 exons. Gene Ontology annotation, molecular function: RNA binding. Gene Ontology annotation, cellular component: cytoplasmic stress granule; nucleoplasm.